Molecule: messenger RNA, 1780 nt
Organism: Drosophila subobscura
Lineage: Eukaryota; Metazoa; Arthropoda; Insecta; Diptera; Drosophilidae
Gene: Usp12-46
Product: ubiquitin carboxyl-terminal hydrolase 12
Exons: 2
Coding region: 350-1636 (428 amino acids)
Biological process (GO): protein deubiquitination
Cellular component (GO): cytosol; nucleus
Molecular function (GO): cysteine-type endopeptidase activity; cysteine-type deubiquitinase activity
Source: RefSeq, a predicted model, not a curated record
CAACAUUUUUACAAACACAUUACUUAAGGCACUUACCCGAAGAGUGUUUCUGUUUUUAAGUACUGGAAAGUGUUGACUAGAAGUCGCAGCAGCAGCAUCAGCAAUCAUCAACAGACGAAAAGGAAACUUCACACACGACAGUAUAAAAGUGUUUUGCGCCUCUGCCCUCUGCCCCCUCAAAACAAAUAUAUAACGAAAGAUACAUAUAUAUCGACAUAUAGGGAGGGGAUACCGUAAAUGAUCCAAUAACCAAUAGACGAUAGAACGAUCCAACAGCAGACGACUGCAAAAGCCUGCCACGGUGUGGGGUUUUCUGUACCGGUGUGCCACUGCAGCCCCUGGCGCUGGCAUGGGCGCCAACGUCUCGCAGCUGGAGCGGGAGAUCGGCUCGGAUCUGUUUCCGGCCAACGAGCACUACUUCGGGCUGGUGAACUUUGGGAACACCUGCUACAGCAAUUCGGUGCUGCAGGCCCUCUACUUUUGCAAGCCCUUCCGCGAGAAGGUGCUCGAGUACAAGGCGAAGAACAAGCGGCCCAAGGAGACGCUGCUCUCCUGCCUCGCGGAUCUCUUCUACAGCAUUGCCACGCAGAAGAAAAAGGUCGGCUCCAUAGCCCCCAAGAAGUUCAUCACGCGGCUGCGCAAGGAGAAGGAGGAGUUCGACAACUACAUGCAGCAGGAUGCCCAUGAGUUUCUCAAUUUUCUGAUCAAUCACAUCAACGAGAUCAUCCUGGCCGAACGGAAUGCGGGCCCCACGCAUGGCAAUGGGAAUGGCAAUGGAAAGACGAGCGGAGCGGGUGCCAGCACCUCCCAAAUGGCCACCAGCACGGCCAGCAAAUCGAGCUCCACCUCAAACUCCAAUUCCAACUCAAACUCGACCUCCAACUCGACGACGACCAAUGGGAACAGCAGCAACUCCACGGGCUCCCUGAAUGCUGCGGCCACCACGAGUGUGCUGGAUGCCAGCGGUGGUCUGACGGCCACCACCACGCCUCUGGUGCAGACGAACGGUGCCAAUUCGGAGCCCACCUGGGUGCACGAGAUCUUUCAGGGCAUACUCACGUCGGAGACGCGUUGCCUCAACUGCGAGACGGUGAGCAGCAAGGAUGAGAACUUCUUCGAUCUGCAGGUGGAUGUGGAUCAGAACACCUCGAUCACCCACUGUCUGCGGUGCUUCAGCAACACGGAGACCCUCUGCUCGGACAACAAGUUCAAGUGCGACAACUGCUGCAGCUACCAGGAGGCCCAGAAGCGGAUGCGCGUGAAGAAGCUGCCCAUGAUACUGGCCCUGCACCUUAAGCGAUUCAAGUACAUGGAGCAAUUCAAUCGCCACAUCAAGGUCUCGCAUCGCGUUGUCUUUCCGCUCGAGCUGCGGCUGUUCAACACCUCCGACGAUGCCGUCAAUCCGGAUCGGCUGUACGAUCUGACGGCCGUGGUCAUACACUGCGGUUCGGGCCCAAAUCGCGGACACUACAUCAGCAUUGUGAAGAGUCACGGCCUGUGGCUGCUCUUCGAUGAUGAUAUGGUCGAUAAGAUUGAGGCCUCCACCAUCGAGGACUUUUAUGGCCUCACCUCGGACAUACACAAAUCCUCGGAGACGGGUUACAUACUAUUUUAUCAGUCAAGGGACUGCGCCUAGGGAUCAUCCUAAAUCAUGUUUAUGUUUGUUUCUUUUAAGACCAAAAUUUUAAAGACUAUUACGAGUAUAUUCUGUUUCUUAUCUAUCCAUACAACUAUUAUCCCCUAACUUUGCUUAUCAAUAAAAGAAAUGCAUGCACGACAA